Ilex paraguariensis (yerba mate) is the source of this 537-nucleotide messenger RNA. NCBI's taxonomy places the organism in Eukaryota, Viridiplantae, Streptophyta, Magnoliopsida, Aquifoliales, Aquifoliaceae. The record is from the annotation of a GenBank genome assembly.
AUGGUAAAAGUGGAAAAUGUCAUUUCCUCUCCAAGGAAAUUAUGGGGAGAGGAGUGUGAAUUGGAUGUGGGUGAAUUGCAGGAAGGGAGUAUUAAGGUUGCAAAUGUACAUGUAGAGGAGAAUGGGGCUUUGCACAUAGUAGUAAACCAAAAUUCUGUUCGAGAAUUGGAGAUGGAGGGGGUUGAUGUUGAUGGAGAAAAGGACUUAGGAGGUAAUUCAUUAGAAGGAGAAGAUUUGAACAGGCAGUACUCUCCUACUUUAGACUUUACCUUUUUGGUAGAUCAUCUUUUUGAGAACAGAGAUGGAGGAAAGGGGUCUCUAGAUGAUGAUAGGGGUUUGUAUGUGUUGAAAAAGCCUCUUGACAGAGGGUAUUGCUCUGAUCAGGGGAGUUCUAACAGUUGUGAAGUGGCUAUGGAUACUAAAUGUACGGAGUUAUCUCUAGCAGAGAAGGGUGGAGAGGUUCAGAAUAGGGUAAUCCAUGGAGGUAAGGUUUCNGAAAGGAGAAUAAGAUGGUUUUUUAUCCAUGGGGAAUGGUAA